AUGGGACAUUUUUUGUUUUUUUUUCAUUGGCUUCCUGUUUAUAGUAGAUCUCAACCAUGAUGCUCUCCACAGCAGAGAAUGGUUUACCUCCAUCCAUCUUAAUCAAGAAAAAAAAGCACAUUUACCUGGAAAUAUAUGAUCUAUACUAAUUUACAUGUAUAAUGAGUGUUACAAUGGGCUAAAAAAUAACAAGUGAUUUCAUCCCUAGCCAAAAUGUACAAGUAUUUUGUUACAUUUGAACUUUUGGGGGAAGAUUAUUGAUUGAGAGAGUAAUUUAAAGCUGAGCCAUUAUUGCACAACAGCGGAGAAAGUGAGAUGAGUCAAAAGGACGGGAAUAGGAGAGUGGAAAACUUAAAUCUAGCCGAGAUAAAAUAACUCCAAAACCUCUGGAGAGAAAACGCUGGAGGAGAGAUAGGGACCUGUCACAAACAACAAGCUCAAUGACAAACCGCAAAACGUGCCAUUUUCCAAGUUGUACCUAAUGCCCAAAGCGCUCUCAUUUUUCAGCCAUUCUUGACAAAUCAGCAGUGGUAUGAAGUCAUCAAGUGGGUGAGUUUCAUUUAUUAUUAAUAAUCAUCGAACAGCAUACGUGGUCAAUAUACUUUGUGCACUAUUCUGAGGUAGCAACACAUAACUCAAGCUGAACUCACAGCACGCUCACAGCUCAGGAGAGGAUGGCUAUAAAGACAGCUCUGGCCAUGAGGACCCCCUCCAUCCUGAUGACCAUGUCCCCCCUCCUCAGCUUCAGGAUGAACUCCUCUACCGUGCCCGCUGCUCUGUCCAACAGCAGCUCCACAUCCCUCCGACUCUCAGGUUUAGGAAUGUCCUUUUUCACCAUGACCUUUGGAGCCAUUUCCAACCUCACUGCGCUGGGAAUCCUGGUCAAGUCUCGUGUCCGGUUUCGCCGCCAAUCUAAAACACCAUUUUUGAUAUUAACAGUGGCUUUACUAAUUGCUGAUCUUGGAGGUCAUUUGAUCCCAGGAUCUUUUGCAAUGUCACUUCAUAUCAACAAAAUGUAUCAACCAAAACCAGACAUGCCCAAUGAGACUUUAUGCCAAAUUUUUGGAGCUAGUAUGGUGUUUUUUGGCCUCACCCCAUUGCUGCUGGGUUGUGCAAUGGCAGUAGAACGUGUUGUUGCUAUUUGCUUCCCAUUUUUCCAUGCUUCCACUAUAACUAAAGGUCAUGUGCGCAGAGUGGUCCUAUCAUUGUAUUCUCUUGCACUUUUAAUUGCUAUUUUGCCUUUAUUUGAUAUUGGAAAGUACACCGCCCAACAUCCAGGAACUUGGUGUUUCUUACAAAUUCAAAUUCCUCAUUCAAGACAAGAUAGAGGCAUGGCAUUGGCAUUUUCAUGUCUUGGGAUUACAGCUCUGGCCUUUUCGCUUCUCUGCAACAUCCUGAGUGGUUUGGUAUUGCUGCAGGCCAGGAGGAAAGCCCAAUAUGUGAACACAAAAUCUGAUAAUACUUGUGCAAGACGACCUUCAACAGCCUCUUCAACUUCUUUAUUUUGUUCCCUGGAUGUUGAGAUGAUGGUGCAACUGGCAGUACUUACAGUGGUUUCCUGUGUGUGCUGGAGUCCAUUCCUGAUUCAUAUUCUGGUGCUGCAAUCCAGCCAGAGUUCAGGAGAUUUACCCGAGGGCCCUGAUCGGUUUCUUUUGCUGGGAUUACGCAUGGCCUCCUGGAACCAAAUCCUGGACCCGUGGGUUUACAUCCUGCUAAGGAGGACCGUGCUGUUCAGAGUCUGCUGUAGACGAACUUUCACUAACUUUAAAUACUCACGGAGGGAAACAUUUGUAUUGCAAUAAACAUGGGUUUGUUGGCGGCUGCUGUGAAACUGAAUUCAUUUAGUACAUUUAAGGGGGCUUAAACCGUGUUUUCUCAGAAAUGAUCGAAGCCAACUAGCCAGCUGAGAAGUUUUAGCGGAUUUCAGAACUUAUUU
Boleophthalmus pectinirostris (great blue-spotted mudskipper) is the source of this 1936-nucleotide messenger RNA. Its product is annotated as prostaglandin E2 receptor EP1 subtype-like. Gene Ontology annotation, cellular component: plasma membrane. The coding region runs from base 675 to 1802 and encodes 375 amino acids. Gene Ontology annotation, molecular function: thromboxane receptor activity; prostaglandin E receptor activity. NCBI's taxonomy places the organism in Eukaryota, Metazoa, Chordata, Actinopteri, Gobiiformes, Gobiidae. The record is from RefSeq and is a predicted model, not a curated record. The transcript has 3 exons. Gene Ontology annotation, biological process: inflammatory response; adenylate cyclase-activating G protein-coupled receptor signaling pathway; positive regulation of cytosolic calcium ion concentration.